UGAGUCCGCGAGCGCGCGCGUGGAUUCGAGAUCUUCGUUUCUUUUGGUCACUACGUCACGCAAAGCUCAGCGAGAUGACGUCAGAGCAUUCAAGAUGGCGGCUGCACCUGCCAGAUAUGUUGGAACGUAAACAUUAGAUCGGAUUGUAUAAAAACGUUUAAAAAAUAAAAACGUUUAAUCAGGUAGUGAGAUUUAAAAAUAAAUAAGUAAGUAAGUAAGUGAGAGCCGGGAUGUGGGCGGAGGAGACGGUGGCCUCGGACAGCGAGGCGGCGGUGACCGGCGCCGGUGAGCGCUGGGCUCCGGUGGGCGCCGUCGCUAAUCCCGAGGAUGAGCGCAGUCAGAGCCCGGAAGGACACGGAGCUCCGGGCGGCGAGGCGGUAAUGGCGACGCGGCUGCGGCGGCUGGAGGAGGAGCACGAGCAGCUGCACUCGUCCUUGCUGGCGCUCACGUCGCACUUCGCCCAAGUGCAGUUCCGCCUCAAGCAGAUCGUCCACGGCCAGAGCGAGGAGCAGGACAAGGAGAAGAUGCUGAAGGAGCUGGAGGAGUUCGCCUUCAGAGGAUGUCCUCAUGUCCUGGGCUGCCGCGCGCAGCAUCCGCUCCAGAACUCGAGCGAGAGGGAAAAGAGAGAGCGCCUGGAGGCUCAGAGAGAAAAGCAGAAGGAGCUGAUUGUCCAGCUGAAGACGCAGUUGGAUGAUUUGGAGCGUUUCGCCUACCAGGAGGGCAGCUAUGACUCACUCCCCCAGUCUGUCGUCAUGGAGAGGCAGAGGGUGAUCAUCGACGAGUUGAUUAAGAAGCUGGACGUGAACCUGAACGAGGACAUCGGGAACCUGACGCCCGAGGAGCUGCGACAGCGCGUGGACACCGCCAUCGCACAGAUCGUCAACCCCGUGCGCGUCAAAGAGCAGCUGGUGGAACAGCUCAAAACCCAGAUCAGAGAUUUGGAGAUGUUCAUUAACUUCAUACAAGAUGAAGUGGGGAACCCGCUCCUGUCAGACAGAGGGAACAGCCAGCAGAGUCGAGCCACCGGACCCAAACAGGGCAGAGGACAGGGCAGCAUGAAGCAAGUGGACCCUGAGCGUGCUGAGCAGCUGCGUGCCAGCGGGCUGCGUCUGGUCCAGCGUGCUUUAGCGGUGCUGCAGAUCUUCGCUCUGAGCCAGCUGGGUUGUUCUGCAGGCACCAUGGCCCCGAAGGCGUGGCCUCCAGCCGACGGAGCUCCUGAUUACGGCCCCCUGCUGAACAAACUCGAGGGAGCCGUGGAACGUGUACGCCUCCUCGCCUCUCGCCUCCAACCUGCAGGUCAGGACGAGCCCGUGGUGAGCUACACGUCCUCAGCGACGCCCCCAGCUGCCCCUUCAGGACCUCGACACGAGCUCAUAGUCACUGUGAGGAAAGAUCUGUCCCUGGCGUUGCGUGACCUCCUCGCUCACGGCCUUUACGCUCCGUCUGAAGGCAUGAGCCUGGUCCUGGCGCCUAUUUCCUGCCUCCUGCCGUUCUCCGGAUCCUCGCAGCAGGACUCGCUGCACCCCUGGGAGCUCUUCGUUAAGUAUUAUCGCGCGAAAAACGGCCCGGCUUUCGCCGAAUCGCCCGCUCGGCAGCUGUCGCAGUCCUUCAGCCUGCCUAUAGGAGGAACCUCGACGGUCGUGACGCCGAAAAACUCGCUCCUGUGGGCCGUGCACAGCGUCCUGAGGGAGCACGGCCGCUACAAACGCAGCGCGGACUCCGAGUUCAAGGCGCUGGUGUGCAUGGCGCUGAACGAGCAGAGGCUGGUGUCCUGGGUCAACCUGCUGUGCAAGGCGGGAACUCUGAUCCACGCUCACUACCAGCCCUGGAGCUACAUGGCGCAGACCGGCUUUGAGGGGGCGCUAAGGAUUCUGGGACGUCUCAGCCACCUGAAGUUCGAUCUGCCCGUCGAUCUGGCAGUGCGACAGCUCAAAAACAUCCAGGACGCGUUCUGAGUCCAUCUUAUUUCAAAGAGGAAGAGAACAUUGCUGAGUCCAAAUGUCUGACCUUAAAACCAAGAACCGUCUUUGUUUCAUCAGCUUCCAAAAUGUACUUUUAAUCAAUUAACAAAGAAUUAAAGGUGCAGUUUGUAAUGUGUUUCGAGACCUGGAAAUAAUCACCUCAUUUUAAAGACACAUUCGAAGUGUCCAUGCACAGGGUAUUUAUCUCACUCGUUUCUUCAUUUCGGGCUCAGAAAAUCUUCCGGCCUGGAAAUAAGCUCCGCCCCCUCAGUCAGAAACACACCUGCUCAGCACUUUUUUUUUUUCCCUUAAAAGGUGACCCAUGAGGCAUAUUGCAGUUUCAGCUGAGGGGGCGGAGUCUGUUUUGAGUAAAAUGAGAAAUGCUUGUCGGAGGGCUGUAAAUAUUACAAACUGCUCCUUUAAAUCUUUUUAGCUAAAUCCUUACACGACACUAAAUAUCCAGUUCACUUUAUUUUUUUAAAACUGUUGUGGCAAAAGCUGUAAACUGGUUCUUUUUGGGCCUGGGUGUAUAUUUGUGGUCCACUGAUUUCACUAAUGCUUCAGUAAAAAUUCCUCCUUUCUGAUUAAAAAAAUUACGUAACCUUCAAACAUUUCAUAAAAGGUUUCAGUAAGUAUCAGGAGUGCCUUUAAUAUUAUACAGAUACAUUUCACUCUGUGUGCAAUAGAGCGGUGGACCCAAGUACGUAACUGUCCUGUAAACAUCAUGUGCUCCGCUUUUUAAUCUUCCGUAACGGCUGCGGUUUGUGCUGCUGUCGUUUAUUCUGUGGCUAGCGAACCGCCUUCGUGCUAAUCCUUUCAUAUACGCUGUGUGUUACAUGAUGUACGCAGAUACACAUGUGGGUAGUUCUAGGUUUAUACUCGCAAGUGACGAGUCACGUGUGUCGCUUGUAGUUUGUCUCUCGUGGGCGUGUACCAACCGUGACUGCCUGUGGGCGUGGCCUAUCCAGUGGCCUGCUGCUUCCUUCCUUCCUGCUUUAUUUUUAUUCGUAAUGUCUCUAUACACGUUUAAUGACAGGACGAGAUGAAACCGCUGUUAUUUUUUUGCGUGACAAACAGUAAACGGGAACUAAUUGCAGGUAGGAACUAAAGUUGUGAACAGGGAACUGAAGAAAUGUCGGACGACACGCGCCGCACGAUUGAUCCGAGGAAUCAUUCCAGCCAGUCGUUUGAAAUUGUCACUUUACUGCAUCGUGCCUAAUUUGCAUAGAAUUUAAAAAUUCAAUUGUCGCCCUGUCACUGAGAUCGUGGCUCCGUGUCACAGACGUACGUACGCUCUGACUUGCACUCGCGUGAACCUAGUGCACAUCUUCAGCUGCACCGACAAAAGAAACGAAAGAACGUUUUAAAUAUCUUCUGAUUCUGUGAGAAAAAGGAACUGGGACGUUUCCCAAAACUCUGACGUCAUAGAGUGUGGAAUAGACGCGCUUGUUUAAGUCAUGCAAGUGCGUUAGACUGAACAUUUCAGAGUGAAGAAUCUCUCAGUGCAGUCUUUUUUUUUUUUAAUUUAUUUUUUUUAAGCAUUUUCAGUUGUUGAACAACUGCUGGUGUCGAGCAGGCGUGUCACUUCCUGACCGUCUCCUAUUGGACGCUGUUUAAAGCUUACUAAGGGAAAUGCGUUAGCAUUAGAAGUUGGUAUUAAAACAUUCCACUGCAUCGAUCGUAUUUUGCUGGUAACGUAUUCUGCGUUCACACCAGCAGUGAGUUUUUCGCAUCACUCAGAUCCUUCUACGCUAGUCACUCGUCGAUAAAUCUCCUCCAUCUCGACAAACGAUCUAGCUAGCUAGCUAACGAACGUAUACUGUAUAAAACCACUCACUAAAGAGUCUGAAUGCAACAAACGAGUUCCUGCGAAUGUAUACUUCCUGAGCGAACCGUUUCACUUCACUUCUCAUUCCCAGAACCUUAAACUCCACCCAGCUUUUUGUUUUGUAUCGAUUACCCCGCCCAUUUCCCGUCACACCGUUUGCUCCGCCUCCUGCUUCCCGCUCGUUUAAUGUGAACGCAGCGUUAUCCUCGUGCGUGCGUCGAUGAUCAGGUGACACGGUGUUGUCAUCAUACGCUGUUAUCAUGGACACUUAGAAAUAUUACAGACAGUUUAAACGUAAACAUUACACGUUCUCUCUGCUGGUUUAUUUAUUUAAACAAACGUAGUCUUUGUUUAAAACUAAGACGAGGAAGAGAUUACAGAGAUUGAAAUCAUGACAUGGUUUUAAAGCAGGUGGAACAUUUUUGCUCUUCCAGGCUGGAAAAAUUUAAACCAUAAACCUGAAAUUUAGAAAAAACUAGCGAAGCCUGCUGCAUGGCAAAGUUCCAAAUGAGUGUAUUUUACGGGAUCUGAGAAAUGAGAGGGUUGUUACAAGUGCAACACUGUGACACACUUUUAGAAAAUCGCAGACCGCACCUUUAAUGUUGCUUUGUUCCUGUUUGCUGAAGUGAAGUUUGAGGGACAGUAAAGUUUUACGAUUUGCUAAAGUGAUGCUGGAAAUUUCUUUCAACUCCUUGAUGUGCGGUGUGUGUGUGUGUGUGUGUGUGUGAGUGUGAGAGAGAGAGAGAGAGAGAGAGAGAGAGAGAGAGAGAGACACCUGAUUAUUUGCUGCUACAAAACGUCUUUUACAGCAGGUUGAUCUGAUCUGAUGUGAUCUGAAGUGAUCUGAUGGAUAUAAACGCGCGUUCAUGUUGUAAUCCGUAGAGAAUCGCUGUGCGUCGAUCCCGUCAUGUCCUUUUAUACUUUAUAUUUUCACACUCGAUGAAUCUCCUUUGACUGCUGAAGUCUCGAAUGUAAACUCCACACUGCUGUGCCCUACUCAGCUUUUACUGCAGAUUUCUGCAGAUGUUUUUUUUUUUUUCAAUCUUGAGAAAAGUUAAAAGUAUAUUUUUAUGGACCAGUUUGAUAAACAACACGGGAUGUGAGGAAUCCAUGCGUUUCGCUUCAUGUUUACGCUUCAUAAAGUUUUAUGUAUUUCAUUUGGUUUGUUUCCUUUUCCUCAGACGUUGUGUUCAUCUCAGAUUUGCACCUUUGUGUCAUUUUGUUGUGUUUUUUUUCCCUCUUUGAAUAAAUCUCGUACUUUUUUUACUUGCUAUUUUGAUUAGUGUCCGACAUGUUAGUUUGGGUUUAUGUGCCAGUGCUGCUUUCGAAAUUAUUUCCAAAAUGUAAUUUAUCUUUAGUUCUCAUUUCCUUUAGUGUCACUCUGAUUAGUUUUUAUUUAUUUUUGCUUUUCUUUUUUCUCUUUGUUUUUGGUGUGUGUGUGUGUGUGUGUGUGUGUGUAAGAUAAAAGAAUUGUGUAUUGUACUUGAAAUUAUAUUUGAUUCAGGUUGAUUCAGUUGCUGUAUUAAUAAAAAAAAAUCAUGAAGGGGCUGAUGGGAACUUCAAGUUUUGUCUGUCUGUGUUUU
This is a messenger RNA of Pangasianodon hypophthalmus (striped catfish), 5372 nucleotides long. It is a transcript of the gene rundc1, whose product is annotated as RUN domain containing 1. The transcript is spliced from 5 exons. Lineage: Eukaryota; Metazoa; Chordata; Actinopteri; Siluriformes; Pangasiidae. The record is from RefSeq and is a predicted model, not a curated record. The coding region runs from base 231 to 1955 and encodes 574 amino acids.